Molecule: messenger RNA, 3230 nt
Organism: Paramisgurnus dabryanus
Lineage: Eukaryota; Metazoa; Chordata; Actinopteri; Cypriniformes; Cobitidae
Source: RefSeq, a predicted model, not a curated record
GCCCCGACAUGAGACGAGGAUGUGUUACGGAGAGUCGGGAGCCCACCUCGGAUUAUGAUGUUCAAUUUUGCGCCGUGAGGAAGAGGCGAGGGGAGAUUGAAGGCGAAAUCUGAGGCCAUUGUUAUCUGCGAGCAGGGCGUACCAGUCGACAGGGCUGCCAGGAGCAGCGCUGCCUGUCCAUUUGCAGCCCCCCUCGCAUACCUCAGAUCUUUCAUGCUAGACCGUCUCCCCCUUUCGCGAGCCGAGGGGAAUCGUCCAGCAGCGCCCGCACUGUGGCGCGGGGCAGCCGUGCUCGAGAUACCCGGCGUUUGAUGCGCGCUGUCUGGCUGGAAUAUCGAAACUGGUAUGAGCUUUGGUUUUGUGUUGUGUUGAUUGCACCGUGGCCGAAUGUGGAAAAUGUGAUGCCUGCCUGCGCGUCUUUCGUCAAAAGCUAAGGUCAGCUUCCAAGAGGCCAUUGGAAAGAGACCGUCACGUGACAUCUAGUGCCAAUGUUCUUCCAGAAGGUCGUCAGGACCCUGGUAGCCGGUAACUCGACAUUUGGAAAUGCAGAAAACGACCUACUACGACAACUCGACACUUUUUGGAGGUUACUCGUACCAGGGGGCAAACGGUUUUGGCUAUGAUGCCCCAGCUGCAGCCUUCCAGAACUCAGCGCAUCUUGAGGGCGACUACCAAAGGUCUGCGUGCUCCCUACAGUCGCUCGGCACCAGCGCGCCCCCGCAGCCUCAGCAUGCCAAGACGAAAGAGCUUAAUGGCAGCUGCAUGCGGCCAAGCCUGCCACCUGAACACCACCCACCCCCCCAGGUUUCCCCUCCUCAGAACCCUGUAAACGUUGUUGCCUCUAAUGCCACCCAACAGCCAGGUGGUAGCAGUGGUGCUGGUGGUGGUACCGGCACCGGAGUCACGGCCAAAUCAACGUCCAAGUCAUCCUCUCUGGCCUCAAACCCAACGCUCACCAAGCAAAUCUUUCCCUGGAUGAAGGAAUCACGUCAGAACACCAAGCAAAAAAACAGCUCCCCCAGUGCAAGCUCAGCUAACGCGGAGAGCAGCGGUGGUGAGAAAAGCCCUCCGGGUUCUGCAGCUUCCAAGAGAGCACGCACCGCUUACACCAGCGCACAGCUGGUGGAGCUGGAGAAGGAGUUUCACUUCAACAGAUACCUGUGCCGGCCACGGCGCGUGGAGAUGGCCAAUCUGCUUAAUCUCAGCGAGAGGCAGAUCAAGAUUUGGUUUCAGAACAGGCGGAUGAAGUACAAGAAAGAUCAAAAGUCAAAAGGCAUGGGGUCAUCCUCAGGAGGACCAUCACCCACAGGAAGUCCACCCCUCCCAAUGCAGUCUUCAGCCGGUUUUAUGAACUCCAUGCACUCAAUGGGAAGUUAUGACGCUCCCUCCCCUCCAUCUUUCAACAAGCCCCAUCAAAACGCAUAUGCCAUGUCAACAGCCUAUCAGAACCCAAUGAAAGGUUGCCCGCCACAACAGAAGUAUGGAAACACUGCUCCGGAUUAUGACCCACACGGGCUACAGGGUAAUAGUGGCACCUACGGGACACCAAACAUGCAGGGUAGCCCCGUGUACGUGGGAGGCAGCUAUGUCGAUGCCAUGCCUGCCACUGGGCCUUCUAUGUAUGGCCUCAAUCAUCUACCGCACCACCAGACGGCUAGCAUGGACUACAAUGGUGCCACACAGAUGUCGGCGAACCAGCACCAUGGACCGUGUGACCCACAUCCGACAUACACGGAUCUGUCUGCACACCAUCCUUCUCAGGGUAGAAUCCAAGAAGCACCCAAGUUGACUCAUCUGUAGCAGGUUUGGACAAAAGAGAUAACAGAGAGAAAUGAAAGGAAGACAAAUGAAACAGACUAACCCAUGGGACGAUGCAAUGGGGUUGAAAAAUAUGAUCCAGUGGUUUCUUGCCAUGAGUAAAACACCGGUUUGUGUCAAUGUUGUCUUACCAUUCAUGUGUGUGAACACCCCAAUUUUACAUGAAUUUCAUAUUCAUAAAUCUAAAAACCCCUUUAAAGUGGAAAACUUCAUGAACAGUGUGUAAAAAUGGCUAGUUUAUGCCACGGAAUAGAUUGCCUAGCUGUAUGACCUCAUUACAUCAUCGUAAACGUUUGUGUACUCCAGCAUUAUCACUGCAUUCCUUACACUUUGGUCAUUUGGAGGGUGGUACAGCAAAUCCUACAUUUAAACUUACUGGCGCAAGAAAACCACUGGAUUGUUUUUUUGUCCACUACCCUUAUUUCACAUACCUCUUCUUUUUUAAAUUUCUCACUAAACAGUCAGUUUUUUAUUAACUUGUUCCCAAAACGACAGCAAACUGCACAUUGUUUUUAGCAAGACGUGGUGAUCAAGAUAUUCAUCUCUUUAUCUAUUUUAAAGGGUUGAAAUCCAUUUUAAACUAUGCUACCUAUCCCUAAUAAUGAGAAGUAAAAUAGAAAUUUGUUAUGACUUUGACACAGGGUAAAAAGGAGAGUUGAGAAUUGUAGUAAAGUAAAGCUCAUCCCCUUGUUCUCAACUCACUGUCCCCUCCCUCUUCCCCUCCCUUUCCCAAUUCUCUUUCUUUCCCAAUAUUGGGUUUGCCUACAUUAGUCUACACUAAUACGAAAGGCCCACAUUUUCUCAAGUCUUGACUUAGAAAACUAGGAAACAGGGUAUAUUUGAACAAAAAUGCAUGUCCGGGAUAACAAGCUAGGGCGCAGACGUCUCUGUUUACGCCUAAUACGCUCUCGUCUGGGCAUCAUUGUUGCACUUAGAGUUUACAUUUAAUGGGUGAGGAAGAAAAGUAAAUCUUAUUUUGAAUCGAAAGGCCUUCAAUCAGCGUCUUUCGCUAAGUGUGUUCAAGUGAACAUUCAUAAAUAUAUAUUUAUUUGUUAUAGCCAGUUUAAAUACUUUCUUUUUUGUAUUAUUUAUCCCCAUGUAUUUAUAUCGACAAAAAUGUACUUUUUUAGUAUCUACCUGUUAUAAAAGACGUUGUGUUCUUGUCAUUGUAACAAGUUAUUUUUUAGUUCUUGUAUUUUAGAGAUAUGUAGGUUUAUGUUACCCUUGUAUAAAUAAUGUCUUGACUUGUACAGGGGGCGCAAGAACGAAAUCAAAACGUUCCUGCGUAGUCGAGAAUUAGACGGAAGAUAGCAAAACAUUUUCAAAACUUCAUUUGUCCUUUGUAACUACUUUUAUUUCCUUGUUAAGAGUUGGUUGUUGAACAAUUCUUUAAUAAAAUGUUAUGUUAUUCA